Caenorhabditis briggsae is the source of this 3612-nucleotide messenger RNA. It is a transcript of the gene Cbr-trpa-1, whose product is annotated as Protein CBR-TRPA-1. Gene Ontology annotation, cellular component: membrane. Gene Ontology annotation, molecular function: protein binding; monoatomic ion channel activity. The record is from RefSeq and is a predicted model, not a curated record. Gene Ontology annotation, biological process: monoatomic ion transport; transmembrane transport. Lineage: Eukaryota; Metazoa; Nematoda; Chromadorea; Rhabditida; Rhabditidae. The coding region runs from base 1 to 3612 and encodes 1203 amino acids. The transcript is spliced from 12 exons.
AUGAGUCGGCACGGAGACAACGAGUUUCGACUCGAAUUGGAUAGUCUGCUUCCGAAAAAUGAUGAAUCCAUUACUAAAAGAGAAAACUCCCGUCGUCCAUCAAUAUUUCGACAGCAAGACCCAGAUGGAAUCGAGAAUGUUCGUUCACAAAUUCUGAAAUUUGCACGAGAGGGAAACGUAGAGCAGCUUCGAAUUAUAUUGGACAAGCAUCCAGAAAUGGUUAACUUACCAGAUGACAAAGAUGGAAUGACAGCUCUUCAUUAUGGAGCCAGAUAUGGAAAUUUUGAGAUUGUAAAGCAUUUACUCAGUCGUGGAGCAAUUCCAGUUACUAAAAAUUUGGAUGGUGAUACACCGUUACACAUCGCAUCAAAAUAUCAUCAUGGAUUCAGUGAUAUAUGUUCAAUCACAAAUGAAAGAGGAAUGGUUGUGAUGGAUCGACUGGAUUCUGAAAGAAUGUACAAUUCUGCAACUAAGAAGAUAAUCAAUUCAUUGGUUGCAGCCAAAUCGGAUAUUGACUCUCCCAAUGAAUACUUCCUGACACCUCUUCAUUAUGCUGCAAUGAAAUCCAAUAUCGCUGCAGUCCAGGCUCUAGUUAAGCUGAAAGCCAACGUGGAUGCAGAAGACAUGAAUCAGAUGACUCCUCUUCUUUUGGCAUGUGUUCAUGGAAGUCAAGAAGUGAUCAAAGAACUUAUCAAGGCCAAAAGUGACGUCACCAAAAGGGAUCUUCGCCUGAAUACUGUAUUUCACAUUGUCGCGCUUCGAGGAGAACCUGACUUUUUGAAAAUGAUGAUGGAGCAUGAUCCAAUAGAAGCAAUUAAGGCUUUGAACAAAGAGAACAAUGAAGGAAAAACUCCAUUGAGGAUGGCAGUUGAAGGAAAUCAUCCGGAGGCGUUGAAGAAAAUUCUGGAAAUGGAGAGCAAGAAUUCACAAAAAUGGAUGGUGAGAGAGAAGGAAUUGAUUCAUUUUGCCGCUGAAAAAGGAUAUCUCGACAUUAUAAAAGCUCUUGUGGAAGCUGGAGGCAACAAGAAUGAACAAAAUUCAAAACAAGCUCUUCCACUUCACGUCGCAGCUAAAAUGAAUCAGUUGGAAUGUGUAGAGUAUCUUAUGGAUGAGAAUACUCGAGAUGCGGCAGAUGAAAAUGAGAUGACUCCUUUGAUGUUAGCAGUAUCCCAGGACAGUUUGGAUUGUGUUAAAUAUCUGAUUGAGAAAGGUGUAGACCUUACAAUUACGGACAGGGAUGAAAGGACUCCAGUCUACAUAGGUGCGAAAUAUAAUGCUCUUCUUUCCGUUGGAUAUAUCCUACAAUAUUUGAAAGACCAAACUGAAACUACGCGGUCUGAAAUAUCGGAGACAGAUUGUCUGAAAAUGUCCCUUGCCUCCAAAAAAUCACUUCAAAACAUAAUGGAAGAUGAGAAAAGAACAAUGGUGAAUAUGGCUGAUCGAGAUCAAAAUAGCCCAAUGCAUAUCGUUGCAUCGAAUGGUUAUCUAGAAAUGAUGAGGGUAAUUUUGCUCUACGAGCACGGAGCUGCAAUUACUCAGGUGAACGAGGAUGAAGAAACUCCGUUACAUAGAGCAUCACAUUCUGGGCAAACUAUUGCAGUGAAGCAGUUGGUCGAAUGGGAUAAAAGAUUGUUGUUGAUGAAAGAUGAAAUGGGAAACAGUGCACUUCAUUUGGCAGCGAAACAUGGCCACGACGCAACAACUGCAGUGCUUCUGUUAGCUGGAGCAGACAAAGAAGCCAAAAAUUCGUUUCAACUGACGCCGUUACAAGUGGCCGUAGACAGCGGACAACUGGGAACUUGUCAGACUUUAGUGGGAAAGGGAGCAGAAAUUGAGAACCAGAGUGAUGCAAAAACUGUUCUUCACACUGCUGCGUAUUAUGGUCACGACACAAUAGCAAGAUUUUUGAUCCAACAGGGAGCAACUGUUGAUAGAAGAGAUGAUAAAGGAAAAACAGCAUUAGAUGUUGCAUGUGAAAAUGGAAGGAAAGAGGUGGCUCGAGUACUUUUGGAAACUGACGAAUUUGAAUCACUGAUGAGGCCAAAUGAUAUAAUACCAUUGGAUAAACAUAGAAAUCCAGAGAAUAUAGAAAGGGAUACCCCAUUUAGAACUCUAUUGAAAAAGUUCCCAGAUUUGGCUGCAAUGGUUAUGGAUAGAUGUGUUGAAAGAAAUACCGAAGAUGAAAAUGAACCAAUACUCUGCGUAGCAUACAACUUUGAAUACAUUGAUGACACCUACAUGUCCCGAGUAGCUAGUCCGGAUGGAGAUGGUGAACAGCUGAUCGGAUACAAAAGUCCAUUUGACGAAAACUUCAAACUCAUAAAAGAUGCUCAAGCGUAUUCAGCCAACUAUGACCAAAUCUACAGGAACCAUCCGUUGAAAAUGAUGGCGAACGCAGAAAAGCUGUCCCUACUUUCUCAUCCUUUGUCCAUGGCUUUGCUGAAAUACAAAUGGAAUCGUUUGGGGAGAGUAAUGUAUUAUUCAGCUCUCUUCAUCUAUCUUCUCUUUAUUAUCAGUCUUACUGAAUUCGUACGUCAUACGAAGGCUCCGUACAAUGUUCCUAUGGGAAAUGAUACUUAUUAUGAGAGCAGUUUCUUUGAGGACAACGAAACAUGCCCCAAAUUGAUAUCCAAAAACCAGACUUCUUUUGGAAACGGAUUGCUCAAAUACUGGCAAUUUGUCAAAUCGGAAUCGAAUUCUUCCAACUUUACCAACGAAACACUUCUGACAGUUUAUGACUUCACAGAAUGUUCUUCAACUUCUGGAGUUCGAUUGAAUUGGCAAUGGCUUUUGGCAGCUCUAUGCAUAUUUUUCGGAUGGAUUAAUUUGUUGUUCAUGAUUCGGAAAUUGCCAAGAUUCGGAAUAUUCGUAGUGAUGUUUGUGGAUAUUGUGAAAACUUUCUUCCGAUUCUUCCCGGUGUUCGUUUUAUUCAUUAUUGCGUUUUCUUCUUCCUUCUACGUUAUUCUUCAAAAUCGGCCAGAGUUCUCUACAAUAUUCGUCUCGCCAAUAAAAACAACUGUGAUGAUGAUCGGAGAGUUCGAAUUCACUGGAAUAUUUCACGGUGAUUCAGAUUCUCACACAGAGAAAAUGUUUGGUCCAGCUCACAAUGCGGUCGCUGGUGUAUUAUUCUUCUGCUUCUGUAUCAUCAUGACAAUUCUUUUAAUGAAUCUCCUUGUUGGUUUGGCAGUCGAUGAUAUCAAAGGUGUACAGGAGAAAGCAGAGUUGAAGAGGCUAGCAAUGCAAGUGGAUCUUGUAUUACAAAUUGAAGCAUCAAUUCACUUUUUUAUCACUAGAAUGAAAAAGUAUCCGACGAAUCGGUUCGCACAUUAUCCACUCGGAAGUCAAAGCCGAUUCGGUAUAUGGUGGACAAACUUCAGGAAGAGAUUUGGGUUGAAUACAAGCAAUGAUGAUGAUUCGGAUAUGCUUAUGGAGUAUGAAUCGGAAAUCACAACGGAGCUCCGCUCAACUCUCAAAAUGCAGUUCAAUCAAUUGGAUAACUUACAGCAGAACAUUGAUGUAAUGUAUGAGAAACAGAUUCGACUGGAAGCCAUGAUUCGGAAUCUUGCAAGAGGAUUGAAUGUUGGAAUAGAGGUCGAAGAAACUGAUUAUUAA